This is a messenger RNA of Penaeus indicus, 2239 nucleotides long. RefSeq names its product sequestosome-1-like. Gene Ontology annotation, cellular component: aggresome; amphisome. The coding region runs from base 177 to 2075 and encodes 632 amino acids. Lineage: Eukaryota; Metazoa; Arthropoda; Malacostraca; Decapoda; Penaeidae. Gene Ontology annotation, biological process: endosome organization; mitophagy; aggrephagy. Gene Ontology annotation, molecular function: protein kinase C binding; K63-linked polyubiquitin modification-dependent protein binding; zinc ion binding. The transcript is spliced from 7 exons. The record is from RefSeq and is a predicted model, not a curated record.
UCCGGACGCGUGACUGUGACUUGGGCCAAUGACGCAUCAGACGCGGAAGGGCAGAGCAGCAGCAGCCAUCACCGCGACUCCUCGUUUCGUCAUUCAUUUAUUCCUUCCAGAACCGACUGGAACGCCCGCCACUAGUCCUCAAUUUCCACCCAGUCAUCUGGGUCUAAAGAAACAAGAUGUCAGACGACAGAAGCAUGAGUGUCAAGGCCUACCUGGAUGUAGGAGGGGGCCGGCAAGAGGUCCGUCGCUUUGGCCUGGCAGAGGGCAUUGCCACGAACUUUUCUUGCCUGAAGGAGAAAGUGUGUUCAGUUUUUGGGCUCGGACAGCAGGACAUCACUCUCUCAUGGAAAGAUUCUGAGGGAGAUUUGAUUGUGAUCUCGUCUGACGAGGAGCUGGUGGAGGCCAUUGCAGAUUCCCUCAGCAAACAGAAGCUGCAACUCUUCAAGGUGUCCGUAACAGUGGGGACACGGCCAGACCUCGGGCUCAACAAUUCCCUCCCAGGAAGCCAACAGGGAGCAGUGCACGAAGGAGUUGUUUGUGAUGGUUGUGAGGGAUCUGUCCGUGGUUUCCGCUAUCGUUGUGUCAGCUGUAGGGACUUUGACCUCUGCGCUGCCUGUGAGUUCAAGGGCAAGCACUCUGAACACCGUAUGAUGCGCAUGCCAAAGCCCGAAUCAAAGGGCGCACCAAAGUUCUGGUGGAAGGAGCACCAUGGUCCUCCUGGCCACUUCUCCACCCACUUCGGCAUGCACACUGAAGCUGACAAUGGGCCAGGCUUCACCUCCACAUCUGCUUCAUCAGGAGGUCCAGGGAUGGCCGGAGCCUCUGCUAGCUUCAGCGGAGGAUGGGGAGGUGCAGGAGGCCAUGGUGGCCAUGGUGGCCACGGCGGCCACGGCGGGCAUGGCAGCCGCAGGUUCAGAAGGGGCUGUGGCGGGCGAGGACGGGGCUUCUGGAGCUGGUGGGGGGGCAAGGAUGGCAAUCACUGGGGCUGCAGCCAAAGUCAGAGCCAGACCAACUGUGGACAGCAGCAGAGCCAGCAGCAAGGAGAGAGUCAGAGCCACAGUCAACAGCAAAGUCAGAGUCAACAGCAAAAGUCACAGGAGCAGAAUGGGGACAGCAACAACAAAGAGAAGGAGUGUCCCUGGACAAGCACAGCCCCUGGCCCAUGCCCCUUCAUGGACAUAGAGCAUGAUGGCCCAAACCCACAACAGGUUGCUGAGGAGGCACAACAGAUGGCUGAGGAGGUUGCCCAGCAAGCACACCGCUUUGCUUCUCAGAUGGCCUCUGAACACGUCGCCAAUGUGAUGCGUGGCAUUUGGACAGCUUGGACUGGGGGCCAGAACAACCCGAUUAACGGCCCACAGACACACACUUUCUCCUCCUCAUCGUCCUCUUCCUCCUCUUCAUCAUCUUCUGCCAGUGCAAGUGGAGACAAGGAGAAAAAAGCUGAGGAUAAGAAUGACACCCAGGGAAGCAAGGCGCCAGGGGAAGAUUAUCUGAAGAGUGUGGGAGAGACAGUUGCCACCAUCUUGGAUCCCCUUGGUAUUGAUGUUGAAGUGUCUGUGGAGCACAAUGGCAUCCGGCAGAGGUGCAGCCUUGGCAGUGAGGACAUCCCAUCCCGCCAGGGAUCGGCUGCAUCUACCCCUGAAGUUCCAUCAAAGGGUCCCUGCUCAGAGGCUGGGUCUGUGGGCUCAGGAAAGAGCAUUAAUAUUGAGGUGCAGACUGAUGACCAGCCCACCAGCCAGACAAGCAAGAGCACCUCAGCAGGAGCUGAGGAGAUGGAAGUAAGCAGUCCUGCUGGAGAACAGAUGGAGGCUGAGCACAAUGCUUCUGAUACAGAAGACUGGACUCUGGUUAAUCAGGAGGCUACACAACCCUCCACACCAAGUGAUAGGAGAGUUGAAUAUCCAAACCUCACUGAACUUACCCCACAUCCUAAUCCUACAAUUCAGCGUGCUCUUGAACAGAUGCAGUCAAUGGGAUAUAAUAACGAGGGAGGCUGGUUGACCAAUCUCUUGGAGAUUAAGGAAGGAGACAUUAAUCAGGUGCUUGACAUUCUCCAGCCAGCCAACAAAUAAAAACAAAAUAAUCAUGAGAGGUGUUGAUUGGAGAUAUUGCAUUCUUAGAUUAGUUCCAUGGUUUAGGUUUAUAUAUGGUUUGCAUCACAUUAAGAAGAAAAAAAAGAGUUGAUUUGAAAAGUUUGUACAAGUUAGGGAUAAGAUUUGGAACAGAAUAUCUGUCU